Molecule: messenger RNA, 1602 nt
Organism: Miscanthus lutarioriparius
Lineage: Eukaryota; Viridiplantae; Streptophyta; Magnoliopsida; Poales; Poaceae
Source: the annotation of a GenBank genome assembly
AUGCUACAGGGAGCUCGGCAAGCCUCGGUGCCGUCGACCGCAGGCCCGCGCCCCAACACCGCCAACAGCGCUGCCAUCCUGCAGUCUGAUCAGCCACCUCGCGACGCCGCCGCGCGGGAGGGGAGCCGCGGCGGCACGGGUGCGGAGUCGCUUGUGCGCGGCUCGGUCGUCGCGCCGCGCGUCAGCUGCGGGAUCUGCGGCGGACUCCUCCACGACGCCACCGCCUUCACCGAGUGCCUCCACGCGUUUUGCAGGAAAUGCAUAUAUGACAAGGUUGCGAAAGACAACAUAAAGUGCUGCCCAAAGUGUGGCAUUUUUCUGGGAAAUCCAUUGGAGAAGCUCAGACCUGAUCAUAGCCUGCAACACAUCAGGUCACUGAUAUUUCCCCCUAAGAGGCGCAAGGUUGUCACCAUGAAGAAGAGGAAGGAAAGGGUGUCCUCUGAAUCGACCCUUUCUUCAGUGGUGGGUAUCACUGCAGAAGGAAGCACUGCACUGACACUUGCUGCUUCAGAAAGUAAGGCACAGAAGGAUCUUGCUCUUGUCGAAAGAGAUGCUUUAUCAGGAAUUAAGGGUCGAGACUUUGACUCAGCAUGUGGUCUUACUGAGGAGACCGGAGCCUUGAUUGUGUGGCAAGCAUCACCUAUCCUAGAGGAGAUGGUUGCCCACAAUCAGUUAGACUCCAAGCAGGACCCAGAGAGUUUCAGGCUUCCGGCGACCUCUGAUAUUGAGAACCAGCGACAAGGACCAACUGCACAAAUGAACAAUAUUUCGUUUAUGGUUGAGAGCUCAUCCAGUGCAAGGUCGACUGUCCAGGAUGAUGAAAACUUGAGGGGAAAUUUUCUCACAUUGAUCAAUGAGAGUAACGCAAGAAUCAUGGGAAGGUAUGAUGCCCACAUAAGCAAAUUGAAGGCAGAGAACACAAAAUUAAUAGAGGAGUUGGAAAAUGAAGGGGAGAUGACAAGAAUUCUUGAAGAGAGGCUCCAACGAGAAUUGGAAAAUGAAAGGACAGCAGCUGCUGAGAGAACUAGACUUCUUGAAAAGAAGCUCCGAGAAUUUGAACAUGAACGAGAAGCUGCUAUUGAGAGAACAAGAAUUCUUGAAGAGAGGCUCCAACGAGAAUUGGAAAAUGAAAGGGCAGCAGCUGCUGAGAGAACUAGACUUCUUGAAAAGAAGCUCCAAAGAGUGGAACAUGAACGAGAAGAUGCUAUUGAGAGAACAAGAGUUCUUGACGAGAGACUCCAAAGAGAAUAUGAAAUUGUACAUACUACUGCAAGCCAGAAUGAAGCUUUAAAAGAGGAGAUUUUCAAACUUCAUGAGGAACUGGAACAUGGAAGAGCAGACAACCAGGCUCUGAUGUCAGAUAUUUUGGAGAAAAGUGAGGAGCUUGCUACACUCAAAUAUUAUUCCAAUAUGCUCGAGUCAGAGAAGACAUGUCUAGAAAAUCAAGUUGACCAUCUUGACAAGGAAUUGAAGUAUACUAGGAAAGAGCACAGAAGAUAUGUCAGUAAGGUCUUGGAUGCAGCAAGAGCCAUUCCUAACGACUUAGAGACGAUCAACUCUGAUGCUCUGCCUGGAUCCAGGCGCCCGGUGGGGAUCUGUUAG